GAGCGGAGCGGGAUGGCCGCCAUCUUGUGCGGCGCCCGAGCUCGAGCCUGAAGCCGCGCCGAUCUCCAGGUGUGCGGCCUCCUGGGGAGGAAGCGCGGGCCCAGGUCCCUGGAGGCGCGAGAGCCGGAGCGGCCCGUGCCCGCUCCCCCGCACCGUGCCCCCCCCAGCCCGCGGCACAGCCCGUGCAGAGCGGAGCGCUCCGGGGUCCGGCGUGGGCCCGCGCCGCCCGCGGAGGAUGAACGGAGGAUAAAUGGUGCCCCAGGCGGACAGCGGCGCCUUCGUGCUCCUCUUCCUGCUGGUGCUCACCGGCACCGAGCCGCUGCGCCCAGGUCCACCACUAGCCCUGGCGAGACUUCUGUCAGAAUCGCGGUGUAACCCGGGCCAGUUUGCUUGUCGCAGUGGUGCCAUCCAGUGCAUCCCCCUCUCCUGGCAAUGUGACGGCAGGGGGACCUGCGAAGAUGAGAGUGACGAGGUUGGCUGUCCAGACGUGCCUGGGGACCAACGUUCUUAUCAUGGAAAGGAGGCCAUGGAUUCACGGCCCAGUCGUGGAAGAGGAGACAAAACCCGCUUCCACACGGUGAAUGUGGCCCAGCCCGUGCGCUUUAGCAGAAAGUGCCUGACGGGAUGGCAUCAUUACGAGGGCACGGCCAGCUGCUACAAGGUCUAUCUGAACGGGGAGAACUAUUGGGACGCCGUGCAGACCUGCCAGAGGGUAAAUGGUUCCUUAGUCGCCUUCACGACUGACGAGGAGCUCCGCUUCGUCCUGGCCCAGGAGUGGGAUCUACAGGAGAGGACCUUUGGGUGGAAGGACCAGCGCAAGUUCUGGGUUGGCUAUCAGUACGUCAUCACUGGUCGGAACCGUUCUCUGGAAGGCCGCUGGGAGGUGGCUCACAAAGGGCCCUCCGAGGUCUUUUUGCCUCCAGACCCCAUUUUUGCCUCCGCCGUGCCCGAGAACGACAACGUGCUCUGCGCCCAGCUCCAGUGCUUCCACUUCCCCACCCUGCGGCACCACGACUUGCACAGCUGGUAUGCGGAGAACUGCUACGAAAAGUCUUCCUUCCUUUGCAAAAGAAGCCAAACAUGUGUGGACAUCAAGGACAACGUGGUGGGGGAAGGCUACCACUUCACGCCCAAGGGCAACGACCCCUGCCUGAGCUGCACCUGCCACAAUGGCGAGCCGGAGAUGUGCGUGGCCGCGCUGUGCGAGGGGCCCCAGGGCUGCCAGCAGUACGACAAGGACCCCAAGGAGUGCUGCAAGUUCAUGUGCUUGGAUCCAGAUGGCAGCAGCUUGUUUGACUCCAUGGCCAGUGGGAUGCGCCUGAUCGUCAGCUGCAUCUCCUCCUUCCUCAUCCUCUCCCUGCUGCUCUUCAUGGUACAUCGGCUGCGACAGAGGCGCCGAGAGCGCAUCGAGUCAUUGAUUGGUGCAAACUUGCAUCACUUUAACCUCGGGCGGAGGAUCCCGGGCUUCGACUACGGCCCUGACGGCUUCGGGACGGGCCUGACCCCGCUGCAUCUCUCCGACGAUGGAGAAGGGGGAGCCUUUCAUUUCCAUGACCCUCCCCCACCGUACACGGCCUACAAGUACCCAGACAUUCAGCAUCCCGACGACCCACCACCCCCCUACGAGGCCUCUGUGGACCCCGGCAGCACACUCUGUGCCAGCCCAGAUGGCGUUUGCCCCCAGGUGGCCCAGAGUGACCCGCCCUCCCUAGGAGACAGCGAGGCGUCUCCCCAACUCCCCGAGGGGCCUCCCCCGCCUUCGGUGGGGCCCUCCCCUGCGGAGCUGGACGACUCGGCCGACAGCAGCACCCUGCUGGUCCCUCCGGACACGCCGCUGAGCGAGAACGGGCCGGCAGAGACUCUGGGGGGCAGCCGCCCCAGCCUCUGCUCUCUCAACACCAUCGUCUAAGGGGGCGAGCCGACAGCCUGCUGGUCAGAACCCGCCGGGGCGACCGCGUGCACACACCUGGACCUGGCCCCUUCUCUCCCGCUAUGCCGGGCUGGCUCCUCCCCCACUGCAUUCACCCCCUGGUUUAUUGUGUAAAUAGGGACUGGGGGCUGCGGGAGGGGAAGGCCCAAGGGCCUCGGUGGGGCCAGGAGGACAGAAACUUGGGCAGCUCGGCUCGUUUUCGUCCCUCGUGGAGGAGGCUGGGGCCGUGUGGAGCGGGGUCUCCUGGGAUCGCGCCCGCGUAGCGCUUGGCGAUGCUCACGGGACGGCCAGAGCUAGGGCCCUGCUGGUGGGAGCGCUGUCCCAGCUCCACAGAAGGUUCGGCUCAGUAGCCUAGAGGUGGGCCUGGAGGCGCAGGGAGCCGGCUUGGAGCUCUGUAGGCUUCUGCGUGAGUCCAGUCACUUAAAGGCCGGGGGCAGGCAGCUUUGGCCUCUGGGCUGCUGCCCAGCAGGGCAGGGAUGCGAGCUGGGUGCAGAGGGGGGAGGGGGCCAAACCCUGGGAGCUUUCCUGCAGCCCCAGACCUGCUUGGGUAAGGGCAGGUGCAAAGAAAGGCAAUGGCCCGUUGGGAACCAACCUCGUGAUGGAGGGGCCUCUCCCCCGGGUCUCGCCCUGCAGCUGACCUACUGACUUUGACCUUGCUGUGGGGCGGGGUGGGGGAGGCCCGGCAAGGCUGGCCCGGCUCCACAGCCUGGAUCUAGGCUGCCUUUGUACUCCUGUUCUGCACAGACCCUCCGUGGGGGACACUUGGGGACCCCCUGACCUCAGCCCUCUCUGCCAGAUCCUGCUUGGGGACACUGCUGCCCGUUCUGAGGCCUCUGGAAGGAAUGGGCAGUGGGCGGGGAGAGGGCAGUGUCUUAGCAAAGGCUAGAGUCGCCCUGAGGGGGCUUUUCAGGGCCUGGAGACCACCCAGGAUGCUGCGAGGUUUCUGCUUUGUAGCUUCUGUCCCCUGGGUGAGGUUGGGGAGCGGGGAGGCCCCCGAGAUGGGCCCCCCUUCAUGCUUCACUUAGAAAAGUGCACAGGGAGGAGCCCCACAUGGUAUUUCACUUGGACCCAGACCUCUCAGUAUUUUGUCAGGCUCCAGCCUGAGCGAUGUGACCCCGGCUGCCGUCCCCCCCGCUCUCCCCCCUCAGUUUGGUUCAUGGCGCCUCGUUAGGACCUCUGGGGGAUGGUUUGUCCCGUCGGGUCAGGGCUUGGUGCAGGGGCCUGAAUGCCUGUGGGCAGCAGCUUGGGGGGCUCCCAGCCCCACCUGCCCCAAGGCCACAGCCGCCUGCCCUGGGAGGAUCCUGCUGUGCCCCCGCAGCCUCUCCCCGCUCAGGGCGUCCCCCACGGGCCUGCCCCUUCUCCCUCAGCCUCGCCUCGCACCCGCUGAAUGGACGCGGGGUCUGCCUGGGGCCCUUGGGCAGGGACGCGGCCUGUGGGCAGCGAGGGCUGCCCAAGGAAGAACACAAAGCGGGUCGUGCACUUUUGAGCACAUCUAUACGUUUUCUAUACAUUGUAUGUACUGACUGUGUUUCCUUUAGUUUUAUAUGGGUGGUUGGAUGUGUGUGGGUGCGGGGUCUGCGUGUGUGAGUGUGUGUGUGAGUGUGUCAGUGUGAGUGUGUGUGGAUGGCUGCGAUCGGUACGGAGAAAGAAGGGCCCGGGAUGGCCGGGCCGGAGCUCCGCAGGAGGCCGCUGGGCGCGUUCAUCCAUUUCUGCCCCGGUUUGGCCCCCUUUCCUGGCCAGACCUGCCCGCCUCCUGGGGCACCAUUCAGCCUCAGCUCAGUGAUCAGGCGCCGCUCGGGGGAGGCCGGGAGAGCCCCCUCGGCCCUUCCUCUCUGGCUCCCCCGGUCCCUGGUGGCCGCUUAUUCCUUGGGGUCCGGGGCGGGCGGGGCUUCUUUCCUGCGGGUGUGGGCGACCAUUUUUAAUUCCUUUUCCUCUUUCUGGGUCCCGCGGCCCCGGGGAGCUGAGCUGGGGGAGCUGAGGCAGCUCCCUGGGGGUUCUCACUCCUCAGAGCGGGCAGGGCUGCCCCACGUCACCCCUCCUUCCUCUUGCCAAAUGGUUUCUGGGGGAGUGUUAGCUUUUUUUUUUUAAGAACGAUGGCAUCGUCUGUUUGCACAUUGAACCCCUCAUUCUGGUUGUUAAUUAAAGGUGAAAAAAGCUCUCGCUUGGUCUUUCCAGAACAUUCUUGGAGGUCUGCCGAGGGAGAGGGGAGGCCCUCAGGACGAGCCCGUGCCCGUGGUCCGCGCUCUCCCUUGUGCUUUCCCUGCGUGGCGCAGGCCCUCGAGCAGAUGGAUUUGGGCAUAUUUUCAGACCAGGAAGACGCUAAGAGUGCGCUGCCCUCCCUUCCCAAACCAGUUCUGGGAUCCACGGCGACCAAAGGGGCAGGAAAGCCCCCGGUCGGCUUGUUGGCUUUCAGCGCCAGAGCACCAGGGAACCCCGAGCCGGGAAGCCGCGGAGGUCCGUCUGAGGGGGCUGUGGCUGUGCUCCCCGGCUGGCUGCAGAGCCGCCGGGGACCCAGGGCCGUACCCGAGCGCUGUAGGGAGGGCGUCUCCAUGGGCCACUUGUUUGGACAGACUUCCGUGCCGCUUGAAAGCGCCGGGAUCCCCGCCUCCAGAAGCACUCGGGCACGGGGGGCCUCCUUUUUUGACUGAUGCAUGGCUUGUCAGUCAGCAGCCCAGCGCUUCAGCCCCAGGGCAGCCUCCACACGUUAGCUCAGGGGGGUCAGCUCUCAAGGACCUCCCCCCCCACUCCCACUUAGGCACAGCAGGAGCCCCGAGGCCUCCUGAGGCCGUGCAAAGAGUGCCUUUCAUUCCAGGCCAAGGCCUGAGCACAGGGCACCCAGCCUGGCCCUGCUCUGCCCCUUGCGGGUCCCCAUCUGCUGUCCUGAGACUAGGUGGGUGGGCAUAUCUCCGGGGGCUGCCUAUAGGUGUCUGCAGUGGGGGCCACACGUCCCUCAGGACUGCGAGGCUUUUUCCUGUGAACCUGCAGUGCCCCCUCCCCCCCAGAGAGCUGCCCCAGCCUCCUUGCCCCGAGAGAGCCAAGACCAGAAUCCGCUCAGUGAAGUCCGUAGGGAGGCUUCCGCAUGGCUCAGGCCCAGGUCUGUGCUCUGUGUCUGCUGAAAAAGGCUUGUGCGUUGGUGCUGGGUCAGCGUCCCUGGGGGACCAAGAAGCGUGACUGAGUGCUGAGGUCUGCUCCCAUGGGCCCUCUUCUUACCCCCUGGAGGUGUCCCUGUCUCCAAGGAUCUGGGCUCCAGGCCUGGCGAGGACCUCACCGGGAGGGCAAGUUUAUGGGGUCCAAUAAGGGGGGGGUCUUUCCCUCCCCAGGCGCCCCGCCUCCAGAGCUCCUGUGCAAGAUGGACUUGGUUGAUUGAAGUAGAACUAUCCCCCUGCCCACCCCCACGUGCCAACAUGCCUCCCUCAUUCCAGGGCCAGACUGCCCAGGGGGCAUCGGGGGGCCGUGCUGCCGUGUGCUCUGCCCCCCGGGGAGUUGGCAGUGCUCAACAGCCUGGAUGGGGCCUCCUGGUCUUUCUGAAAGGCCCUUAGGCUGGCCUCGCAAGCCGUGGCUGUCCCGUAGACCGGCAUCGUGAGCCGUGCCAUCCCUGGGCCGGCAUCGUGGGCUGUGGCCAUCCUGUAGGCCGGCGUCCGGAAGACUUUCUUGCUUUCACGGAGCGGGUUUUAAUUGUUUGGAUUGUUUGUUUUUUGUUGUCCAGUUGGCACUAAUCUUUUUGUCCUCCUCAAGAUGCUGUGAGACUGUGUCAUCUAAAUGCCAAAUAAAUUUGUGUUCUGGUCA
Messenger RNA from Sarcophilus harrisii (Tasmanian devil), 5716 nucleotides. RefSeq names its product DiGeorge syndrome critical region gene 2 (gene DGCR2). Gene Ontology annotation, cellular component: membrane. The coding region runs from base 251 to 1909 and encodes 552 amino acids. NCBI's taxonomy places the organism in Eukaryota, Metazoa, Chordata, Mammalia, Dasyuromorphia, Dasyuridae. The record is from RefSeq and is a predicted model, not a curated record. Gene Ontology annotation, molecular function: protein binding. The transcript is spliced from 11 exons.